Molecule: messenger RNA, 2163 nt
Organism: Ochotona princeps (American pika)
Lineage: Eukaryota; Metazoa; Chordata; Mammalia; Lagomorpha; Ochotonidae
Gene: NOA1
Product: nitric oxide associated 1
Exons: 7
Coding region: 24-2057 (677 amino acids)
Molecular function (GO): GTP binding
Source: RefSeq, a predicted model, not a curated record
GUGCGCGCCCGUGACCCGGCCCCAUGCUGCCGGUACGCCUGGCCACUAGGCUGCUGCGGCCCUUGCUGAGGCCGUCGGGGCCGGCCGCGGCGCGCCAUGGCCCCCGGAGGCCGCUCCCGGGCCGGGAGGCUGCAGCCACCUCCUUCUUGGAACGGGGGCUCCGAGAGGACGUCGCCGCGCCCCGGCACCCCGAGGACAGCGCUGACCCGGCUGAGCAGGAGCAAUUCCUGUUUCCAGAGUACACUCCGGAGCCGGAGCCGGAGCCCAGCCCCGCGGAGCUGCUGCUGGAACUGCAGCGGCAGGAGCAGGAGAAGGAGCGGCGGCGGCUACAGCGGCAAGAGGAACGGCUGCAGCUCAAGCUGCGGGGGAACCCCGACCCGACCGUGCCGCCCAGCGGCGUCCACUGCUCGGGCUGCGGGGCCGAGCUGCACUGCCAGGACCCUGGCCUCCCCGGCUACCUGCCCAGCGACAAGUUCCUGGGCGCGGCGGGGGACGGCGGGCUGGCGCGCACCGUGUGCCAGCGCUGCUGGCUCUUGGUGCACCACCGGCGCGCCCUGCGCCUGCGCCUGAGCCCCGAGCGCUACCUGGAGCUGGUGAGCAGCGCGCUGCGCCGGCCCGGGCCAGCCCUCGUGCUCUACCUCCUGGACCUCUUGGACCUGCCCGACCCACUGCUGCCCCGCCUGCCUGCGCUGCUGGGCCCCAAGCAGCUGAUCGUGCUUGGCAACAAGGUGGACCUGCUGCCCCAGGACGCGCCUGACUACCGGCGGCGGCUGCGCGAACGACUGUGGGACGACUGCGUGCGCGCUGGACUCCUCCCGGCUCCUGGCCACCAAGGGCCUCAGGGCCUCAGCGAGGACGGAGAGCAGAGCACGGGCCCGGGGCAAGGCGCCCGCACAGUGGUCCGGGACGUGCGGCUCAUCAGCGCAAAGACGGGCUAUGGGGUGGAAGAGCUCAUCUCGGCGCUCCAGCGCUCCUGGCGCUACCGCGGCGAUGUCUACCUGGUGGGAGCCACCAACGCCGGCAAGUCCACACUCUUUAACACACUUCUCGAGUCUGACUACUGCACCGCCAAGGGUGCCGAGGCCAUCGACAAGGCCACCAUCUCAUCCUGGCCGGGUACUACGCUGAACCUUCUCAAGUUCCCUAUUUGCAACCCGACUCCUUACAGAAUGUUUCAGAGACAAAAACGGCUUCAGCAAGACGCAGCCGCGGCCGAGGAGGACCUCAGCCAGCAGGAGCAGAGUCAGCUGCGGCUGCUGAAGAAGCACGGCUACGUAGUAGGCAGAGUUGGAAGAACGUUCUUGUAUUCCAAAGACCAGAAGAGUGAAGCGGCUUUUGAGUUUGAUGCGGAUUCACUUGCCUUCGACAUGGGAAAUGAACCUGUUAGGAUUCCAAAGAAACCCGCUGAGCGAGUCGAGCUGACGCCACAGGAUGUGAAAGACGCCCACUGGUUUUAUGACACCCCCGGGAUUUCCAAAGAAAAUUGUAUUUUAAAUCUUCUGACAGAAGAAGAGGUAACUAUUGUUUUGCCGACACAUGCCAUUGUUCCAAGAACUUUUGUGCUUAAACCAGGAAUGGUCCUGUUUUUGGGUGCACUGGGCCGACUAGAUUUCCUGCAGGGCAGGAAGUCAGCUUGGUUUACAGUCGUGGCCUCCAACUUCCUCCCUGUGCAUGUCACUUACUUAGAGCGGGCCGACGCCAUCUACAAGAAGCAUGCGGGACACACGUUGCUCCAGGUUCCCAAGGGUGGAGAGGAGCGAAUGAAGGCCUUUCCGCCUCUGGUUGGUGAAGACAUCACCUUAAAGGAAGGCCAUGGGGACAUGGAGGCCGUGGCGGACAUCAAGUUUUCCUCAGCAGGUUGGGUCGCGGUAACGCCUCAGGGUGACGACAAGCUGCACCUACGAGGCUACACACCUCGGGGCACUGUCCUGACCGUCCGGCCGCCCCUCCUUCCACAUAUUGUCAACAUCAAAGGUGAACGCAUCAGGAGAAGUGUGGCCUAUAAGACCAAGAAACUGCCCGCCCUCGUGUACAACCUGAAGAAGAAAAACACGUAAAUACACGAGGCUGGCCUCCACAUCGUGUGGCGGCUCACUGAACACAACAGUCCUUACUGAUGGGCCGGCGCUGUGGUGCCACGGUAAGGCCACCGCCUGCAGUCCC